UCAUUCACUCGUGUCUUUCUGUUCUCUGGCAGGACAGAGCGGGAUGCCACCGUUUGGUCCAAGGGGAAGCUCCGAGAGCUCCUGGUUGGCAUUGCUAUGGAGAAUGAGACUGGCCGAUGUGAGAUCAGUGAGUUGAAGCAGGUGGAAGGUGAGGCUUCUUGUAGCAGCCGCAAAGGAAAGCUUAUUUUCUUCUAUGAGUGGAACAUCAAGCUGGCCUGGAAAGGUACAAUUAAAGAAUCUGGUGCAAAACACAAGGGAUUAAUUGAAAUACCCAGCCUUUCUGAAGAAAAUGAAGUUGAUGACACUGAGGUGAACGUGAGUAAAAAGAAAGGAGAUGGGGAUAUACUGAAGGAUCUUAUGAAAACUACAGGCACCGCCAAGGUCAGGGAGGCCCUUGGAGAGUACCUGAAGGCACUUAAGACGGAAUUUACAACAGGAAUGAUUUUACCAACAAAAGCUAUAGCAACCCAGGAGCUGACUGUUGAGAGGAAAGUGACUGGAAACCCUUUGCAGGUGCAGGCUUCUCCAGUGGCACUGGGUGUAAGGAUUCCCACUGUAGCUUUGCACUUGACGGAGCUGUUUGACACGACAGUAGAACAGCUGUACAGUAUCUUCACUGUGAAAGAUUUGGUGCAAAAAUUUUCCAAAUCUCCUGCUGUAUUAGAAGCUGAAAAGGGAGGGAAAUUCCAAAUGUUUGAUGGGAACAUCACUGGAGAAUAUGUGGAACUGUUAACGAAUAGGAAGAUCAUCAUGAAGUGGAGAUGCAGAAACUGGCCAGAAGAACACUAUGCAACAGUUGCAUUGAAUUUUGUGCCUGCUCCAGGGCAAACGGAAUUACAAUUGGACUGUAAAGGAGUUCCUGUCUGUAAAGAAGAGAAUACAAAAUUCUGUUGGCAGAAGCAGCACUUUGAAGAAAUAAAAGGUCUACUUCAGCUCACCACCCAGAAUGCUUGAACUAGUUAGGUUUUAUAAGGACAUCCUUUUUGUAAGCUGAAACCUGUCCUAUUGCCUCUUCUUUCUUCCUCAAAAAGUCCCCUCCCCCGCAAGGUCCCUAAUUUAUUUUAUACUGGAUGAAAUUCAUGAAACGACAAAAUUUAAAAGCAUUGCUUGAAGCAUUCUAGACACUGCACUUCAUAAAAUCAGGUGUUAUCUCACCUUCCAUGGGUGUUCCUCUCUGGAAAGUAGGUGAAGUCCAGUUCCCUGAGCUAAGGCUGGUCACAACACGCUACUUCAUUGCUAGUUGAUUUAAGCUGAAGACAAAUAAAUGGCAUGUUACACUAUUCUUUUAUUUUA
Molecule: messenger RNA, 1293 nt
Organism: Cricetulus griseus (Chinese hamster)
Lineage: Eukaryota; Metazoa; Chordata; Mammalia; Rodentia; Cricetidae
Source: RefSeq, a predicted model, not a curated record